AUGGCUGAGUUUCUGGUUGCCAAAGUCGUCUUUCAGCUUACCAACCUUCUCGUACAAGAAGCUGCUUUUUUGCGUGGGGUGAGAGAUCAGGUCGAAUGGGUGAAAACACAGCUGCAGCUAUUGCAAGUUUUCCUCAAAGUUGCCGAGUCCAGGAGGAGGAGGGGAGACGAAAGAGUGGAGAUCUGGAUAAGGCAGAUGAGCGGUGUAGCAUAUGAAAUAGAAGACGUCAUAGGCACCAUCAAGUACAUGGGCGAGAGGCGACACCAAAGGAGAGGCUUCAUGGGCACCAUGUCAAGGUACUCUCACAAACCUCGUGAAUUGAUUACCCUACAUGAAAUUGGUGGUAAACUUGAAAAAAUAAAGGAAAAGAUCCGUGGUAUCUCUGAGAGCAGAGCCACAUAUGGCAUUGCUAAUCUAGGUAAAAGUAGUGCAGUGGAUCAAAGUGGGCAAUCACUCAGAGAAUCCUCUCCUCACUCUGAUGAUGAUGACAUUGAUGUUAUAGGCUUCGAGAAUGAUAAGAAAGAAUUAAUGUGUGGAUUGCUUGAUCGGAAUGAGAAAGCACGAUGUGUAAUUUCUAUAGUGGGUAUGGGUGGGCUAGGCAAGACCACCCUGGCAAUAAAAGUGUAUAAUAACCCUGCAAUUAAAAAACAUUUCGAUACCUUUGCUUGGGUUUCAGUUUCUCAGAGCUACCGAGGUAUCGAGCUAAUGAAGGACAUCCUGCAAAAAGUAAAGGGAAUCAAACAGAGGAAAGGAGACUUGGAGCAAAUGGAUGAACAAGAAGUGAGAGAGAAGCUCCGUGAUUUCCUAAGAGACACAAAGUAUUUGGUCGUGUUGGAUGAUGUAUGGGGUGUUGAUGUUUGGAGACAAAUGCAGCGAGUCUUUCCUGAUCAGAACAAAGGUAGCAGAAUACUGCUUACUACACGCAACAUUGAGGUUGCAAGAGAUGCCCAGCCAUGGAUUCCUCCACAUGAACUGCAGCUUUUAGAUGACACGGAGAGCUGGCAACUCUUUUGUAGGAAGGCAUUUCCACCAAAUCAAGAUGUCCCAACUGAGUUGGAGGCAUUGGCCCAUAAGCUUGCAAAGAAGUGUGGUGGACUUCCUCUUGCACUGGUGGUGUUAGGGGGCCUUAUGUCAAGGAAAGAUCCUAGCUACGAUACGUGGUUGAAAUAGCUC
Phoenix dactylifera (date palm) is the source of this 1173-nucleotide messenger RNA. The record is from RefSeq and is a predicted model, not a curated record. Lineage: Eukaryota; Viridiplantae; Streptophyta; Magnoliopsida; Arecales; Arecaceae.